AUGUCGCAAUAUCCAAACAAUCAACAGGCAUAUUACGGCCAACCUACAAACUCACCAGCAUCUGUCCAACCGUCUACAAGCCUCUAUGACGGUUAUUCGUCCCAAAAUCCCGCGACGGACCAACACCUGCCUCGGAGGAUGCCGAGUUACAAUGCUGGGGAUGAUUCGGGUUUCUUCAACCCUGCCCAGGCCCAGAAUAUGAGAGCGACCGAAGAAAACAGACAGUAUUCAACACAAAGUAGUGGUUAUGGUAGCAGCGCGGGACAGGGUGGCUACAAUGUCGUGCAGGGAGGGUUUGAAAAUGACAGAGAAUCGAGACAUUCGCGGACCUCCUCGGACGCCAUGUCGCGCAUGUCCCCGAGUCGCGCCUCUUCGCAAACCUCCACUAUGUCGUAUCAAUACCAAUACUCUGGAGCACACUCGUCCCACCCGGCCUACAAUCCGCAGCAAUACGGCCUUCCACACACGCAGUCGCAGCCAGUCCUCACUUAUAACCCUCAGACGUACACUGGCGCCAGCAAUGUUUACACCGCUCCAGCCUCGGGCCAUCAACCAUAUAACCCCGCAGCAUACCAAUCUACCGCAGUUUCGGGACUAAAUUCUCCGGUUUUACUUAGAAGGCAGAGCGCAACUUCACACUACGGGCAGACACCGCCGACUCCACACUCUUACGGAUUCUCCCAACAACCAACAUUUCCGCCCCCGAGGGGCGUUGAUCAUCCGUAUGGAGGACGUUCAUACCAACCAAUGUCACCGAAAACAUCGCCGUCUUAUGUGCCGUUAAGCUCGCCCGGAACAACGCAUAUGCCUCCGCCUACAUCGCGUCCUUAUCACAGCAACUCACAGGGGCCCGCGUAUGAUCUCCCAUCUCCCCAGUACACCCCGGCGGUCCCAGGCGGUUCCUUCGAAGAGGAGCCGCCAGCUCCCCCUGUUCAUCAGACUCACGCCAACGCCAUGUACGGCAGACAGUCAAGUGCAUCUCAUUCUGGGGCAGGGCGAACCCUGCCGACACCCCCAAUGCAGUUAGACUUGUCUCAGCAACAACCGAGGCGUACCGAGACCUUCGCUCGACACCCCCAAUCCCGACCUCUUCCUGGACCCCCAAUCGAUGAAGCCGGGGCAAAUGGCAAUUACUGGCCGGCGGAAGCUCCCAUGCCAUACGAAGUCAUGCUCGGAAAGGAUGAGGCGACGGUGUUGGACUCUCAGAACUUUGCCCGGCGUCACAGUUCUAGAGCAUCCCAUGCCAGCUCUGCUUCACGCAUGCACUUCUCGCCUGAUGAGGAACAUACCCACACCAACGGUAACAUGGAGACAGACACGGAGCAUUUCGUCAAUUAUGAUGCGUCCAUUGACGAAAGCGAUCCCGAGGCCAAUGCUGGUCUGAUAAUGAUGCAGGAAGAUAUAGCGCGUGAGGAGCGUGAGAAAGGGCGGAUGCGACGUGAGACCAAUGCCUCAGUUGUCAGCUCACGUGGAUCCAACAUAUCACCAAGAGGGCAUUCGCCAUACUCUGAUCCCAACGGUGAUGAUGAUUCCAUUCAUGACCUAGGACAAUACGGAGGAGGCUACCUGGCCAACGUCCCUUAUGAUGACGAGCCAUUCUACAAUUCGGAAGACCAGUCGGAACCUACUGCGGAUAACAGAUUUCCAGGCACAUCUGGUUCAUUUGGAAGCUCUGUGUCCCCUGAAGACCUUGGUGAAUAUCAUGAUGAAUAUGAGCAUCCGCCUAUUGCAUAUGAUUACGCCAGACGUCUCCAUCACACGCCGGCCGAUGCUAGGGUAGAUGCCAGUGGCACAGGAGGACUAUCGGCGCCCGAUGCUUAUUCCCGACGGAUGAGCUUUGACUAUGGCGAUGAGGGAGAAACACCAUAUGACCAUACCUAUUCUGGAGAUCAAUCCGAUGAUGAGAGCCCCCACCGAUCCGCACACGAAGAUCUGUUCUUUCACCCUGGAAUGCGUCCAUUGCCACCAGCACCUGUCGAGCCUGCGGGAAAUGCCGAUCUGAUGUCGCACUUGAUGCCUGCGGGUACCUAUAACCGCCACUUGGAGCAGCAGGAUGACUUGGAUAUUUAUUCGCAAUAUAACAACCCCUCCCUGCCAAACUCUGCAGACUAUUAUGGCGAUGCUCUGCUGAAUUCGUCUCAAGUUCCGCGAUCGUCAUCUUUGUCGGCUCCUAUUGGACCUCGUACUGAUGCACCCAUCAGAUCGAAGACCGAUGCGGACCGGCUCAGAUACAGGCAGCAACAGCAAGAACUUCUCUUGCAGCUUCAGCAAAAGGACCGGUCUCAUAUCGAUCCAGCGGCGGCUAUGAUGCUGGAUCUGCCAAGCAUCCCGGCUGGCCGGCGCAAGAAGUUCUAUCCCGCGAAGCUAUCAUCGGAACAAUUCAAGAAGUGUAGUGAACCGUGGGCUUUGAGUUCUCUUCUAUCCUGGAUAAAAGAUCUGAGUGAAGACGAAACAGAUCUCAGAGAGCAAACGAUUGCCGAUGCCAUGGUGGCUUUGUUCACCCACAAAGUCCCCACCAUGAAUAUUGCUGACGCCGAGACACUGGCUGCCCGAGUUGUGAGCGGUAUGCUUGAAGAAGGUGCAUUGAUCAAAGAAGAAGAAUGGGUCAAGUUUGGCCCAGGCACUCUCUCGGGUAUCCUGUUCCAGAUCACCGGCACUGGAUGUUAUUCUCCCAGGCUCCACUUACAUGAGAUGCACAUUGAGGAUACUGAUAGUUUCGCACGAUGCUACUCGCAUCACUGUAUGCGGACAUUGAAGAAGGUCAACCUCAAGGCACAGAUUAUGGCACCGCAGAAGAAAAUCGAGGACUGGGUCACUUUCUACAAGGUGCCUAAGGAGGUCUGGGAAACUCAUCCCAAGAAAGAGAUUGAUCGACAAAACAAUUUGCACGAGAUUGUCACUACAGAAGACUCCUACAUCGCGCAACUGGAUGUCCUUCGAGAACUUUAUCGUGAUCAAUUGGCUAACAUGAAUCCCCCAAUCAUUCCAGUGAAGCGAUUACCGAAGUUCUUGGCUGAUGUAUUUGGCAAGGUCGAUGCUGUGAAGAGAGUCAAUGAGGAUUUCCUGUUGGCACAGCUUAAAUACCGUCAAAAAGAACAAGGGCCUUUCAUCUCUGGGUUCAGUGAUAUCUUCCGGGAAUGGAUUCGCAAAGCGAAGAAUGUUUACAUUGACUAUGCUGCAACCUUCCCAACGGCAAACUAUCUUGUGCGCAAGGAAGCUGAGCGCAACCCGCACUUCAAGCAGUUCCUGAACCAAGCGCGGGAACAUAAACUGUCAAGUCGCCUUAGCUGGGAUACUUUCCUCAAAGCUCCAAUUACCAGAAUCCAGCGGUACACUCUUCUGUUGGCAACUGUCCAUAAGAAUAUGGUCAAGGAUACCGAAGAGAAGACAAAUCUGGCACAGGCCAUUGAAGAGAUCAAAGUCGUGGCGCUGGAAUGUGACAACAAAGUAGGAGAGAUGAGCAAGAAGGCCGACUUGAUGGAACUGGCAUCCAAGCUACAAUUGCGCCCUGACAUGAAGAAUGAAGUUGAACUCAAUCUCGAACACUUGGGUCGGCAGAUCAUCCAUCGAGGCGAGCUGCAACGUCCUGGAACCCGCACAAGAUUCCUGGUCGACACACAUGCCAUCCUGUUCGAUCAUUAUCUUGUCCUCGCCAAGAUAUUCACAAUGCGUGACCGGGCAGUAAAGUACGAGCGCUAUGAUAUCUCAAAAUUGCCCAUCCCAAUGGACCUAUUGGGUCUAGAAAGCACUGACGAUGAUCCUGUGGGCAAAUCAUCCGUCAGGGGAGUUUCGACUGUCACGCCCUCCCAGGCGGGCGUUGGCAGCCCUCUUGCACACACAGGGUCUGGUGCAUCAAAUGGGGCCGUUGACUACUCAAAGGAUGACAAGAUCCUCUACCCUUUCAAAAUCAAGCAUUUAGGCAAAACUGGAACAUAUACUCUCUACGCUUUCUCGGCACAGAGCCGCCUGGAAUGGUGCCAAAAGAUCAUCGAAGCGAAGACAAAGCAUGCUGCUGCUCUCUUCUCGCAGAACGCCGAGCCAUUUCGACUGCGGGUUCUUGCGGACACUGCGUUCGGCUACUCUGAUCAGACAUUCGGCUCUAAAAGUGUCACCAUCAAGGGCACCCCUCUCCAUCGUGCGAUCAGAGAAGUCGAGAAGCAAUAUGAAAAUUCGAGGACUCGUCCUCCAGCGGUAUGCAAGAGUGCAGUCAACUGUGCCACGGUAUUCCAACAGCCACCUGGGCGUAUUAUGUGUGCAAUUGGCACGGAAAAUGGAUUGUACAUGUCAGAGCUCAACAACCCGCGGGGCUGGUAUAGGGCUAUUCCCAUCAUGCGGGUUACACAAGUUGCUGUCUUUGAGGAUUUCAAUUUGCUGUUGUUGAUUGCAGAUCGGUCUUUGAUUGCAUAUCACCUCGACGUGGUGUGUCCCGCCAAUGGGAAAAUCUCCCAAUCAUCUCAGGAUUCUGCUCGUCGAGCCCCGCAGAAGCUGUCUGGGAACCGUGAAGUGGGCUUCUUUGCCGCUGGUCGUCUAAAGGACCGGUACUUGGUCCUGUACAAAAAGCGUGAGGGGUUAUCAUCUACAUUCAAAGUCCUUGAGCCCGUUCUACAGAAAUCAUCUACAAAUAAGAGCCGGCUGUUCUCACGCCGCUCACAAACGGAGUUCUUCCGCGAUUACGACGAGUUCUACAUCCCCGCUGAAACCUACCGAAUUAACAUGUUCCACUCCUCACUUGCCAUCUCAACCCAAAAGGGCAUCGAAGUCCUCACCCUUGAUAAGAAACUUUCAUGGACUGUACCAGACUUCAGCUCCAACGAUACCCAAGAUGCACAUGAUACCCUGAACAGCAUUGCCGAUCGCAUCAACGGGCUCAAACCACUGGGAAUGUUCCGUCUCAGCGAGAGCGAGUUUCUAGUAGCUUACCAGCAGUGCGCUGUGUACGUCAACAAGCACGGUGACGUUUCUCGCAGCGUAGUCAUGGAGUUCGUGGGCAGUGCGCACACAGCCUGUCUCUAUGGCAAGUUCCUAAUUCUCUUCAACGACGACUUCGUCGAAGUCCGCAACGCAAUGAACGGCCGCUUGCGCCAGGUUAUCCCCGGCCACAACGUCGUCUGCAUAGACGACGGCAGCAAGGUCGCUGGCUCCCUCAAUGGAAAUGCACAGGCCACCACCGGUGGUUCGACGGGUCUUUCUAGCGGCUUCUCCGCCCCUAAUGGCCCCUCGGCCGCGGGCAUGGGCAACACGGUCAAAAUUUGCAUGCAACAUCCAGAGGAUGAGCGCAAACAGAUUGUCUUGGAGCUUCUCGAGAAUGAGGGGCAAAAAGACUAA
Molecule: messenger RNA, 5325 nt
Organism: Penicillium digitatum Pd1
Lineage: Eukaryota; Fungi; Ascomycota; Eurotiomycetes; Eurotiales; Aspergillaceae
Product: putative Rho guanyl nucleotide exchange factor
Molecular function (GO): guanyl-nucleotide exchange factor activity
Source: RefSeq, a predicted model, not a curated record